CUCCGGACGUGAGAGCUGCGGUCGCCGCCGCACUCGCCUCGAAAGCUCGGAGCCGCGAGGAUCCGGGAGGAGCUGGGUGUGCUGCCGGGCACUGACCGCCUUCCUGCCCGCCGUCAGAGAUCUUGACUCUGCGACGACUUCCCCUCUUCAGAGAGGACUACAGGUCCGAGUGGCCACUCCUCAGGUUCUCCAGCAGACCUUAGCGCCCAGCAUGGCCCACUGAGGUGAACCAUGACCAGCUGGCCCACACACACCACUGACCAUCCAGAGUCAUCGCAUCUCACCAGGAGGUGACCCCUCUGCCAGCUGCCGCCCAACUUGCCCACCCCUGCCCAGGAACGUGCCCGCAGCUGCCACGGACACCAUGUAGUAGGGCUGGCCACGGCGCCCAGUGAGCUGCGAUGGUUUUGUACACGACCCCCUUUCCUAACAGCUGUCUGUCGGCCCUGCACUGCGUGUCCUGGGCCCUCAUCUUCCCAUGUUACUGGCUGGUAGACAGGCUGCUGGCCUCUUUCACACCCACCACCUACGAGAAGCGGCAGCAGGCGGAUGACCCGUGCUGCCUACAUCUGCUCUGUACUAUCCUCUUCACACCCAUCUACCUGGCCCUCCUGGUGGCCGCGCUGCCCUUCGCCUUUGUUGGAUUCCUCUUCUGGUCCCCACUGCAGUCUGCCCGGCGGCCCUACAUCUACUCACGACUGGAAGACAAAAGCCUGGCCGGUGGGGCAGCCCUGCUUGGUGAAUGGAAGGGAACAGGGGCUGGCAGAAGCUUCUGCUUCGCCUCUGCCAAUGUCUGCCUCCUGCCUGACUCAGGCGCCAGGCACAACAACCUUUCUAACACCCAAGCACGGGCCAAAGAGAUCGGGCAGAGAAUCCGCAAUGGGGCUGCCCGGCCCCAGAUCAAAAUCUACAUCGACUCACCCACCAACACGUCCAUCAGCGCCGCCAGCUUCAGUAGCCUGGCAUCUCCACAGGGCAGCGAUGGCAUGGCCCGGACUGUCCCCGGGAGCAUUAAGAGGACAGCCUCGGUGGAAUACAAGGGUGAUGGCGGGCGGCACCAUGGUGAUGAGGCCGCUAACGGCCUGGCCUCUGGGGACCCAGCUGACAGCUGCAGCCUUGAGGACACCUGCAUUGUGCGCAUUGGUGGCGAGGAAGGGGGCCGGCCACCUGAAGGCGAUGACCCUACCCCUGGGAACCUGGCCAAGAACGGGGCUGGUGGGGGCCCAAAGGGCCAGACACCCAACCACAAUCAGCGGGAUGGGGACUCGGGGAGCCUAGGCAGCCCAUCAGCCUCCAGGGAGUCCCUGGUGAAGGCACGAGCUGGGCCAGACAGUGGCAGCGGGGAGCCGGGUGCCAACAACAAGCUCCUGUACAAGGCCUCGGUGGUGAAGAAGGCAGCAGCCCGCAAGAGGCGGCACCCAGACGAGGCCUUUGACCAUGAGGUCUCGGCCUUCUUCCCUGCCAACCUGGACUUCCUGUGCCUGCAGGAGGUGUUCGACAAGCGUGCGGCCACCAAGUUGAAAGACCAGCUGCACGGCUACUUUGAGUACAUCCUGUAUGACAUCGGGGUCUAUGGCUGCCACAGCUGCCGUUGCUGCUACUGCUUCAAGAUUGUCAACAGUGGCCUCUUCUUUGCCAGCCGUUACCCCAUCAUGGACGUGGCCUAUCACUGUUACCCCAACGGGAAGGGCUCCGAUGGCUGGGCCUCUAAGGGAGCUCUGUUUCUCAAGGUGCAGGUGGGAAGCACACCUCAGGACCAAAGAAUUGUCGGGUACAUCGCCUGCACACACCUGCAUGCCCUGCCAGAGGACAGUGCCAUCCGGUGUGAACAGCUAGACCUGCUUCAGGACUGGCUGGCUGAUUUCCGAAAAUCUACCUCCUCGUCCAGCACAGCCAACCCAGAGGAGCUGGUGGCAUUUGACGUCAUCUGCGGAGAUUUCAACUUUGACAAUUGCUCCUCUGACGACAAGCUGGAGCAGCAGCAUUCCCUGUUUACACGCUACAAGGACCCCUGCCGUCUGGGGCCUGGGGAGGAGAAGCCAUGGGCCAUCGGUACCCUGCUGGACACAAAUGGUCUCUACGAUGAGGAUGUGUGCACCCCUGAGAACCUUCAGAAGGUCUUGGAGAGCGAAGAAGGCCGCAAGGAAUACCUGGCAUUUCCCACCAGCAAGAGCCCAGGCCAGAAGGGGCGAAAGGACCUGCUGAAAGGCAACGGCAGGCGCAUCGACUACAUGCUGCACGCCGAAGAGGGGCUGUGCCCGGACUGGAAGGCGGAGGUGGAAGAAUUCAGUUUCAUCACCCAGCUAUCCGGCCUGACCGACCACCUCCCAGUGGCCAUGCGGCUGAUGGUGUCAACAGGGGAGGAAGAGGCGUAGAACAGCCACGUCACCGGCAUCCGGAGCAGCAGGGCCUCUGCCAGCCCUCUGAGCCGCAGCCC
Nycticebus coucang (slow loris) is the source of this 2437-nucleotide messenger RNA. RefSeq names its product sphingomyelin phosphodiesterase 3 (gene SMPD3). The record is from RefSeq and is a predicted model, not a curated record. Gene Ontology annotation, cellular component: cytoplasm; extracellular region. Gene Ontology annotation, biological process: sphingomyelin metabolic process. NCBI's taxonomy places the organism in Eukaryota, Metazoa, Chordata, Mammalia, Primates, Lorisidae. Gene Ontology annotation, molecular function: sphingomyelin phosphodiesterase activity. The coding region runs from base 402 to 2375 and encodes 657 amino acids. The transcript is spliced from 9 exons.